This is a messenger RNA of Diospyros lotus (date-plum), 2292 nucleotides long. RefSeq names its product putative UPF0481 protein At3g02645. The transcript has 3 exons. The record is from RefSeq and is a predicted model, not a curated record. Lineage: Eukaryota; Viridiplantae; Streptophyta; Magnoliopsida; Ericales; Ebenaceae. The coding region runs from base 31 to 2292 and encodes 753 amino acids.
GGAAACUGUCGCUCUCUCUGCAACAGAAACAUGUCUGGAAUUGAACCCACCAUGAAUAUGAAUUUGAUCUCCAGUUCAAGCUCCUGUUUCUUUGACGAGCAAAGAUGGGUGAUUCAGAUUCGGAAAACCCUAGACGAACAAGUACUGGAAGAAGAGAUCGAUAUCCCAGCCUGCAUCUUCAAUGUCCCCAAGAAGCUCUUGGCCUCGGACCCUUAUUUCUAUAUCCCUCAACACGUCGCCUUAGGCCCUUACCAUUACUGGCGGCCCGAGCUCUACGAGAUGCAGCGCCACAAACUCGCCGCCGCCAAACGAACCCAGAAACAGCUUCCUCGGGAUUUCAAAUUCCAGUAUUUUGUAGACGAGUUGGCCAAGCUCGAGCCCAGAAUCCGACGUUGCUACCACAAGUACUUGGAUUUUAACGGCGAGACCUUGGCCUGGAUGAUGGCAGUCGACGCCGCCUUCUUGCUGGAAUUCAUUCAAACUCCUGUCGGAAGAAAGUCGGCCCACGAGGCCAUUCUCCGGGAUUUGGUGAUGCUCGAGAAUCAAAUUCCCAUGUUUUUACUCACAAAGUUGUUGGAGUUUUUGCAGUUUUCGCCGGCGCCGGAAUCGGCAGACAAGAUGCUUUUUUCCAAGUUGAUGGGAUUUUGUAAAGAGAUUUCGCCGUUUAGGACGGUGGAAAAAUUUCCAAAUUCCAAACUUGGGCAAUGCCCGCACUUCCUGGACUUUUUGUACCACGCUAUCGUGCCCAAAUUACACGAGCCGCCAUCUGAGAUCUCUGUUGAAGUUGAUGAUCAACAAAGUGAAGCCAAAGAGAGCAAAGAAGAUGAAGAAGGCAGCCAAUCUUUCGGGAAUUCAGAUCAGGUUAAACAACUGCUUGUUGAACUCUGGAAAAUGAUCCAGAAAUCAAGUCGAGGCCCGCUACAUGGCAUCAAAAUAAUACUUCUUUCCGGGCCGGUCCAGGUUAUAUUGAAACUUCCAUGGACGAUAAUCUCAAAUCUUCCUGGACUCAGGCUCUUGAAACCGCCAUUGGAGUACUUAGUCUUCUCCCAGAACACCAAACAAACCAACCAAGAAAUCCAGACCUCAGUCUCCGAUGACAUCGUCGGCAAACCGCCGUUAGUGGAGGAGAUCGCCAUCCCUUCCGUCACAGAGCUGUCCAGCGCCGGCGUCCGGUUCUCCCCCACGAACGGCUCCGUCAAGUCCAUCGCCUUCAACGCCGCGUCAGCCACCCUCUACCUCCCCGCCGUCCGGCUGGAGGCCAACACGGAGGCCACUCUCCGAAACCUAGUGGCCUACGAAGCAUGCAACGAAUCGGGGCCGUUGAUUUUCAGCCGAUACACCGAACUAAUGAACGGGAUCAUCGACACGGCCGAAGAUGCCAGAUUACUCAGAGAAAGGGGGAUCAUUCUAAACCAUUUGAAGAGCGACGAAGAGGCUGCCGAUCUCUGGAACGGUAUGUGCAAAUCUGUGAGAGCGCGACAGGUUCUGUUUCUUGUUUCUUUUUUUCUCAUGGCAUCAAACUUGGUCCAGCUUCAAGUUCCUAAGUUGACAAAAGAAAACUAUGAAAGGUGGUGUAUCCAAUUCAAAGCAUUGUUCGGUUCACAAGAGUUGUGGGAGGUAGUUUCAAAUGGUUAUGUUGAACCAAGUUCAGAAGCUGAAGCUCUCUACACUGCUGACCAGAAGAAUUCUCUAAGAGACCAACGGAAAAAAGAUAAGAAGGCACUCUUUUUGCUGUACCAAGGAUUGGAGGAUGAUACGUUUGAGAAAAUUUCUGAAGCAACAUGCAGCAAGGAGGUCUGGGACAACCUGAGCACAAUUUAUAAAGGAGUUGAAAGAGUGAAGAAGGUGAGAUUGCAGACUCUUAGAAGUGAGUUUGAAGCAGUUCACAUGACAGAAGGGGGAUUAGUCUCAGAUUAUUACUCACGACUUAUUGCAAUUGUCAAUCAAAUGAAGAGAAAUGGAGAAAAGCUUGAAGAUGUUCGAGUAAUGGAGAAGAUACUGAGGUCUCUUACUCAUAAUUUUGAGCAUGUAGUAACAGCUAUAGAGGAGUCAAAGAAUCUGGAAACAAUGAGUACUGAAGAACUUUUAGGAUCUCUGAGAGUUCAUGAACUACGUAUAAAGAAGCAUUCUCAGUCAAACUCAACAGAUCAAGCUUUGGUGUCAAAAUUCACUUUUGAUAAUUCAAACAGUGAACAUGUUCAAGGACAAACUUCUCAACGUGGAAGAGCAACUUAUCGUGGACGAGGUAGAGGUCGCGGAGGAUAUGGCAGAGCAAAUUUGAAGAUCAUGUGA